AUGCUGCCCGCUGUGAAUGACUUACGACGUCAACGAUAUCGUCGAGGCGAUAGCACCACGACGACGUCCCGAGCAUUAUAUGAGGCUAAUGCUAUACUCACUGAAGCAUGCUGUAGACUAUUAGAUCUUAUACACAAUCCUGGAGCUCAUCGUAGGGACAUGUGUAUCCGGCAGGCACGCGAGGCCUUGGCUAUUAGCCAACGUCUAUGUCAUGAAGCCAGUGGGGAUGACCUCAGCGAUUUCACACAGUCUACUGAUACUAAGAUGAUCUUAGAUGCUCCUAUUGGUGUAUGGAAGAACCCUCACGGAUUCGUUAGUACCAUAUAUGUCGAGAAACGUCGUGUGUACGGUCCGUUGAGGAGAAACGUUGAGGCUGCUACUCGUGAUCGAGAAGCCUUAGUCGCUGCUAAGUCCGUGAUAGCCACUGUUGAAGACAUGAAGGCCUUCGUAAGAGAUAUAUUAAAACCCAACAAAUACGGUGGAGUCCCCGUGCAGUGA
Molecule: messenger RNA, 498 nt
Organism: Perkinsus marinus ATCC 50983
Lineage: Eukaryota; Perkinsozoa; Perkinsida; Perkinsidae
Exons: 3
Coding region: 1-498 (165 amino acids)
Source: RefSeq, a predicted model, not a curated record